CAUCUUCUUCGGUUCACCGGUUAAUUCGUGUGAUGUCCUCAGUGUACAUCAAGAUGAUUUUGCUUGGAGUUUGCAAAACAAACCAAGCUCUCAUGUAGUUGAUGCUUGCUGUGGUUUGUGUCAUCAUGCAUAUGAAUGAUCAAAAGAGGAAGUAAAUCUUUCAACAGCCUGAUAUCCGUCUUCUGCUCAUGACGACAGAGGAAAGGCGUCUUUGGACACAUCGUUCCUCCUUCACUGUAAGUAGAAACAGUUUAUUGAUGUGAUGAUUCUGUAAACCUCCUGUGUUCAUUAUUUAAUCUGACAUGUUUUAUGCUGCAUGCUGUUUGAUCAGUUUUCACAUUUUAAAGUUUCUCUUUACUUAAAAAGUAAGACAUCUCUGCACACAGCUUUUCCAACUGAUCCACCUAAACAAGCUAAAGUCAUUAGACUAUAGUUUUCUAAUCAACAUCAUCAUAUCAAACAGUGUGUGUGCUACCAGUCCAUGUGUGAGGUGUUCAUGUUGGCAGGCCUGUAAGUUCCCACGUCUCAUAGUUCUGCAUUUCUGAACUGAAGCAACCUGACCACAGAGAUAAGAAACAAACCAAGAACAAUGAUAUGGCAUUUUCCAUCCUCUCUUAUAACUAAUACUGUGCUCUUCAUCCUGCUCAGUAAAACUGCCUCAUGGUUCACAGGUGAAUGCAUCCCUGUUCCUGCACUACACCUGCAGACUGUGUGACGUCCUCAGUGCUCAUAGAGAGGAACUGUUUUAGCCUCAUCAUUUUUAAUCCUUUUUCAGGCUUUUUUCAGGAGUCAGUAGUAUACACGCAGCAAAGGGGGUCUUUAACCAUAGUUCAUUUAGUUUGAGAAAAGUUGAUACUUUGUAAAACAACAACUCUUUAUUGUGCAGAGGGUGUUUACUGUGGUUUGUGUCAUCAUGCAUAUGAAUGAUCAAAAGAGGAAGUAAGUCUAGUCUUUCAGCAGCCUGAUAUCCGUCUUCUGCUCAUUGACGACAGAGGAAAGGCGUCUUUGAACACAUCGUUCCUCCUUCACUGUAAGUAGAAACAGUUUAUUGAUGUGAUGAUUCUGUAAACCUCCUGUGUUCAUUAUUUAAUCUGACAUGUUUUAUAGUCUCACAGAGAUGAGAGGAGCAGCUAUGAGUUUAACUGCAGCAGCGAGUGGAUUAGUGGUCUUCCUGCUCUCUGUGUCAGUGGUUCAGGGUCAGGAUGUCUGGGGAGUGACUUACUCUUCUACUGAGAUCUGUGCAGUGAAAGGAUCAACAGUGGAGAUAAGAUGCAGAUACACAUACCCAUCUAGAUGGAGAGGUGGUGUUAACACAGUAGAGAAAACAUUCUGGUUUACUAAACAGAAAGGUGGUAAACCUGUAGAUCCGAGAACAGACUCAGAGUAUGCAGGUCGUGUAGAGGAUCUCUGUGGAAACAACAUCUGCACUCUGAGAAUCAGAAACCUGAGAGAGAGCGACUCAGCUCAGUACUGGUUCAGGUUCACAACAAACAAAGCUGCAUACUCGGGUCUUCCAGUCACUCUGUCUGUCACAGAUCUCCAGCUGAAGGUGAGCAGAUCACAACAGUCUACUCGUCUCCAGUGUCUCAGCAGUUGUCCACCUGGUCACACUUCCUACAUCUGGUUCAAGAACGGAGGGAAAAUAAAGGAAGACACAUCUCCACAUGCAGACUUCAGUUAUGGUCCUGCAGAAAGUUACUCCUGUGCUUUAAAGGGAUAUGAGGACUCCCCCUCUCCUUCAGUGUAUGCUCCAAAGAUCCCCUCUGUGUCAGUGAGUCCCUCUGCUGAGAUAGAGGAGGGCAGUUCAGUGACUCUGACCUGUAGCAGUGAUGCUAACCCAGCAGCUAACUACAUCUGGUGGAAGGAUAAAAAUGUACAACUUUCUUUUGUCAAUAAAGGACCACGCCUUCUGUUCAGCUCUAUCCUGUCAUCAGAAUCUGGAGAAUAUUACUGUAGAGCUUUGAAUCUGCUGGGGAGUACAAGAUCUGAAUCCAUCUUUAUUGAUGUGAAAUAUGCUCCAAAGCUCCCCUCUGUGUCAGUGAGUCCCUCUGCUGGGAUAGAGGAGGGCAGUUCAGUGACUCUGACCUGUAGCAGUGAUGCUAACCCAGCAGCUAACUACAUCUGGUACAAGGAGAAUGAAGACUCUCCAAAAGCUUCAGGACAGAUCUUCACCAUCACUGACUUCAGAGCUGAACACAGUGGGAGUUAUUCCUGUGAAGCCCAGAACAAGUUGGGACGUAGUAACUCCACCUUAUAUCUGACUGUUGUUGGAGCAUCAUGGAAGCUACCAGCGGCUGUAACAAUCCCUGUGGUUCUCCUGGCUGUCAUCUCUCUCUCUGUCUUCCUGUGGAUCAGCAGAAGAAAGAGCGCUUCCAGGGAUUCAUCUGAACCUGCAGAGAGAGCGGACAACAGGGAGGAGCCUCUACCUGAUCAGCCGGAGGAGCAGGGUGACCUUCAGUAUGCCACCAUCCACUUCUCCAACAGCCGAGCAGAACCUCUGUACUCCAACAUGAGAGCAGCUCAGCCCCUCAGACACACGGAGCAACAGGAAGUCCCGGAGUACGCUGCCGUCAAGUUCAAGAGUGCUGCCCCGAGGCCCAGAGGGCAGGACUCUGCAGAGGACCCAGCUGCGUUGUACAGCACGGUCAACAAAUCCCACUGAACACAGCAGGCGAUGCAUGUUCUAUAUUUCUAUGAUUCUUUUACAUUCACAUCUGUAAUUUCCUGGUUCAUUUAGAUUUGUUUUAAACACAUAUAGGAUGUGCUUCACCAAGAUUGUGCCUUAGAAACAAUUUUAUAUCUCAGAGAAACUUACAUUUAUACAUUCAACAUCAACGUUAAGCUUAUUUCUUUUACUCUGAUUGGUUCAGCUGCAUUAGAUAUGAAACACAAAGUCUUUUUAUUCACAUUAUUUUAAAAAAGGCUCACUGCAGUACUGCAAAGUGCCACUAGUGGAAAGUAUUUGAAGACUUAAUGCAUUGGUUUGUAAAUAUAACUUUAACAUGAUAUUUGGGCGGGUCCACUGAGAUGUGAGGAUGGGGGGAGGUCUGUGUUCUUACCUUACAGAAAUCUAUCCUGCAGAGGGGGGAGGGUCAUUCAUAUUAUACAUAUUGUUAAAAUAUAUAUAUUAUUAUUACAAUUAUUAUUAAUAUCAUUAUUCAUUUCAGUAUAUAAUUAACUCUAUGGAUAUUACAAUUUAUUUCUAUUAAUAUUAUUAUUAUUUUAUUGUUGUAACAACUAUUUAUUUAUAUUUUAAAUAAUUAUAUUAUAUUUCUCAUUUUCAUUGUUGAUAUUUACUAUUUUUCUUUAAAUAUAUUUGUAUUAUUAUUAUUGUUCUUGUUUUCCACUGCCAGCUCUUUUUGUUGGAAAGCUGCAAAUAUUACGGAGAUAUCUCAACACCUACUCGGUUGAUUGCCGUAUAAUUUAGUUCAUGUACAUAUAUUAUCUCACAGGUUAUUUUGAAGGAUAUUAUAUUCAUUACAUUUUUUAUAUUUUAUGUUCUAAUCAAUAUCCUUUAAUGAAGUACAAAUAUACAUAUUGCUUGUAGAUGGCCACUAGCAGUGUCUAUUAUGCUUAUCCUGUUAUUAUAUUUUAUCCUUUAUUCUGAGUUACUUUUUAUCUCAUGUGACUUUUAUUUUGACAUCAUGCUAUCUGCACGGUGAACCAAUCCUUCCAGAACGUGCACGCUCGCUGAAGGUAUAACACAAGAAGGCACGUUACAAGACAAUGCAUGUCUAGAGUCAGAGAUCUCAAAAUAGUAUUAUAACUUUAAAUUAACGUGUUCUCUAAAGCGUUCCUUGAAGUGUUAUAUUACGUUGCAGCAUUCCUGGUCAAACCCGUUUGAAUGAGUGCUCUAUUUGCUUGGCAGUAGCAGUUUAAAAAAUAACGUAUGAAGUUGCUAGCUAGCUCUCCAACGUUAAGUUAAUGGCGGCAGUCUUCCCUGGAUCACCACUCUUUAGCACCCCUCGAUAUGCGGAGCGAGGUAUGUGUUUCAUUGUAAUGUACUGUCUAUUUCAUAUGUAUUCAUUUCUUACGUUUGUGUAAAUGAUGUAAUGUAAAUAGUAAUGUGAUUCAUUUCAUGAUAAUGUCGUUAUCUAUUUGAUGCUAGCUUGCUUAAGUGCAUUUGUCAAGGCAUUAUUUGUAUCUAGCUAAAUUGCCUUUGUCAUUUUCCUUUUAAGUUUUCACGGUGUUUUGUGCAAUG
Messenger RNA from Eleginops maclovinus (Patagonian blennie), 4201 nucleotides. RefSeq names its product B-cell receptor CD22-like. Bases 1097 to 2662 code for a protein of 521 amino acids. The transcript has 9 exons. The record is from RefSeq and is a predicted model, not a curated record. NCBI's taxonomy places the organism in Eukaryota, Metazoa, Chordata, Actinopteri, Perciformes, Eleginopidae.